Macaca mulatta (Rhesus monkey) is the source of this 2297-nucleotide messenger RNA. RefSeq names its product lysosomal associated membrane protein 1 (gene LAMP1). Lineage: Eukaryota; Metazoa; Chordata; Mammalia; Primates; Cercopithecidae. The record is from RefSeq and is a predicted model, not a curated record. Gene Ontology annotation, cellular component: lysosomal membrane; late endosome membrane; plasma membrane. Gene Ontology annotation, biological process: establishment of protein localization to organelle.
GCGCAGCUCACGUGACAGGCGCUGCCGGCCGCGGGGUCUUCUUCGUGCCGGCGUCGCAGUGGCCGGGCCUCUUGCGUCUGGGAACGCCGCCGUCUCUCACGCCAGCCCUUGGCUCCCGCGCCCCGCCGCCGCCCCCGCGCCCGGCAGUCCGCUGCCCAACCGCCGCCUGCGCCCCCGCUCCCUGCACCGUACCCGGCCGCCUCGCGCCAUGGCGGCCCCCGGCAGCGCCCGGCGGUCCCUGCUGCUGCUGCUGCUGCUGCUCGGCCUCACGCAUUGUGCAUCAGCAGCAAUGUUUAUAGUGAAAAAUGGCAACGGGACCGCUUGCAUAAUGGCCAACUUCUCUGCUGCCUUCUCAGUGAACUACGACACCAAGAGUGGCCCUAAGAACAUGACCUUUGACCUGCCAUCAGAUGCCAAAGUAGUGCUCAACAGCAGCUCCUGUGGCAAAGAGAACACUUCUGACCCCAGCCUCGUGAUCGCUUUUGGAAGAGGACAGACACUAACCCUCAAUUUCACAAGAAAUGCAACUCGUUACAGCGUCCAGCUCAUGAGUUUUGUUUAUAACUUGUCAGACACACACCUUUUCCCCAAUGCAAGCUCCAAAGAAAUCAAGACUGUGGAAUCUAUAACUGACAUCAGGGCAGAUAUAGAUAAAAAAUACAGAUGUGUUAGUGGCACCCAGGUCCACAUGAACAACGUGACCGUCACGCUCCACGAUGCCACCAUCCAGGCGUACCUUUCCAACAGCAGCUUCAGCAGGGAAGAGACGCGCUGUGAACAAGACAGGCCUUCCCCAACCACAGCGCCGCCUGCGCCACCCAGCCCCUCGCCCUCACCCGUGCCCGAGAGCCCCUCUGUGGACAAGUACAACGUGAGCGGCACCAACGGGACCUGCCUGCUGGCCAGCAUGGGGCUGCAGCUGAACCUCACCUAUGAGAGGAAGGACAACACGACGGUGACAAGGCUUCUCAACAUCAACCCCAACAAGACCUUGGCCAGCGGGAGCUGCGGCGCCCACCUGGUGACUCUGGAGCUGCACAGCGAGGGCAGCACCGUCCUGCUCUUCCAGUUCGGGAUGAAUGCAAGUUCUAGCCGGUUUUUCCUACAAGGAAUCCAGUUGAAUACAACUCUUCCUGACGCCAGAGACCCUGCCUUUAAAGCUGCCAACAGCUCCCUGAGAGCCCUGCAGGCCACCGUCGGCAACUCCUACAAGUGCAACGCCGAGGAGCACGUCCGCGUCACGAAGGCCUUUUCAGUCAACAUAUUCAAAGUGUGGGUCCAGGCUUUCAAGGUGGAAGGUGGCCAGUUUGGCUCUGUGGAGGAGUGUCUGCUGGACGAGAACAACAUGCUGAUCCCCAUCGCUGUGGGCGGCGCCCUGGCGGGGCUGGUCCUCAUCGUCCUCAUCGCCUACCUCGUCGGCAGGAAGAGGAGUCACGCCGGCUACCAGACGAUCUAGCCCGGCAAGCAGGCACAGCAGCUGCAGGGGCCUCUGUUCCUUUCCCUGGGCUUAGGGUCCUGUCGAGGGGGAGGCACACUUUCUGGCAAACGUUUCUCAAAUCUGCUUCAUCCAAUGUGAAGUUCAUCUUGCAGCAUUUACUAUGCACAACAGAGUAACUAUUGAAAUGACGGUGUUAAUUUUGCUAACUGGGUUAAAUAUUUUGCUAACUGGUUAAACAUUAAUAUUUACCAAAGUAGAACUCUGAGGGUGGGAGUGCUGCUCUCUCGGAGGGAGGGUGGGAGUGCUGCUCUAAAUUGGCACUGGCUCCACUAUCAUUUGACUUUAGGAUUCUGGUGUUUGGUUUCUUCAUUCUUUACUGCACUCAGAUUUAAGCCUUACAAAGGGAAAGCCUCCGGCCGUCACAUGUAGGACGCAUGAAGGUCACUCGUCGUCAGGCUGACAUGCUCACACAUUACAACCGUAGAGAGGGAAAAUCCUAAGACAGAGGAACUCCAGAGAUGAGUGUCUGGAGCACUUCAGUUCAGCUUUAAAGGCCAGGACAGUCUGGCCACACGCGGCUGGCGGCCUCGUUCCAGUGGCGGCGUGUCCUUGGGCGUCUCAUGCUCUGCGGCUCAAGGGCUGGCACUUUUUUAAAUAUAAAAAUGGGUGUUAUUUUUAUUUUUUUUUGUAAAGUGAUUUUCGGUCUUCUGUUGACAUUCGGGGUGAUCCUGUUCUGCGCUGUGUACAAUGUGAGAUAGGUGCUUCUCGUGAUGUUUCGCCGCGGCUUGGGGAUUGUACACAGGACCGGCUCACGUAAUGCAUUGCCUGUAACAAUGUAAUAAAAAGCCUCUUUCUUUUU